This is a messenger RNA of Dothidotthia symphoricarpi CBS 119687, 6181 nucleotides long. RefSeq names its product ketoacyl-synt-domain-containing protein. NCBI's taxonomy places the organism in Eukaryota, Fungi, Ascomycota, Dothideomycetes, Pleosporales, Dothidotthiaceae. Gene Ontology annotation, molecular function: phosphopantetheine binding; fatty acid synthase activity. Gene Ontology annotation, biological process: fatty acid biosynthetic process; secondary metabolite biosynthetic process. The coding region runs from base 1 to 6006 and encodes 2001 amino acids. The record is from RefSeq and is a predicted model, not a curated record. The transcript has 6 exons.
AUGGAUGUCGCAGCUCAAAAUAUCCUUCUCUUUGGGGACCAGGCAGAUGCCCCAUUGCCCAUGAUUCGCCGAAUAGCCGAAAAAUCUCGCCAUUCUAAGAAUCUUGAAUCAUUCCUUCAAAGCGCCAUUGAUAAUGUGCAACUGGAAGUCUCUAGACUUACUCCUGCGGAGCGGGACACUAUUGGACCAUUCCACUCGUUGCAGGGCCUCACGAAUGCCUUGAAAAGAAACUCUGACCGUCAUGGAAUUGCACAAAUGGUCUCAGUCUUUAUCGCACGUGUAGGAGAGUUGAUUCUACAUGCAGAAAGCGAUCCAGCCCUCCUGGACAGCUCGACGCCACUGCUCUCUCUUGGCAUUUGCGGGGGCCUUCUUCCUGCCGCAGCUGUUGCAGUGGCGACCAACAUCCACGAGUUGGUAGAGGUGGCCAGCUAUCUCGCCCGAGUUAACUGCCGAGUCGCGGUCGUGAUAUCUAGGCGCUCGAUGGAGAUCGAGAGUGGAACCGGGAGUUGGGCGUUUUCGGUUCUAGGGAAAGUUGUUGCACAGCUCCCGGAUAUCUUAAAAGAUUUCCACAGAAAACAGUCGAUCCCGCGCCAUAGACGAGCUUGGAUCGCCGUCAGCACACCCACCUGGGCCACAGUCUUUGGACCCCCUUCCGUCCUUUGCAAGCUGAGAGAAACUUCCAUCACGUUACAAAAGAGUGACACAGCCGCAUUACCGGCAUUUGGGGCCGUACAUGCGGCUCAUUUGGCGGCUCCCGAGUUCGGUGAACUUGUGGGCGAAAGCCCUUUACUCAACAAACCCCUCAAAACUGGCUAUAGGCUCCUUUCCGGAAGUACGUAUGCACCCUAUGUCGCGUCUACCUUGAAAGACCUGCUUCCCCAAAUCAUGCUCGACAUCUUUCAGAAUGAAACUAAUCCGGCUCGUCUCUUCGAGGUGGCGGGGUCAUAUCUACGAAAGGGGAGAUCUCCUUCGCUCUACAUGCUGGGUGCUACUAGCUAUCUAGUUCUUCUGCGCCGGUCUUUACACGCUCAGGGGUUUGAGGUGAAUCUCAAGACCAAUCCACCUAGUCUGCAGACCGCAGAACUUCGUGGCGGCUCUGGAUCAGUGGCUGUUGUCGGCAUGUCCGGUCAGUUUCCAGGGGCUUCAAGUGUGGACGAGAUGUGGGAAGUGCUCAUGCGGCGAGAAGAGCUUCAUCAGAAGAUUCCUACAGAGCGGUUCAACGCCGAUGAUUACCUGGAUGAAACAGGUCGUGGUCUCAACGCGAUAGCCACUGCCUACGGUUGCUUCCUGGAGAACCCAGGUCUCUUCGACUAUAAGAUGUUCAACGUCUCGCCGCGGGAAGCAAUGCAGAUGGACCCCGGACAAAGGCUUCUCAUGCACGGCGUGUACACUGCUCUCGAGGACGCAGGUCUUGUCACUGGUGGCACUGCAUCUGCUGACAACAGACGCAUUAGCACAUACAUAGGCGAUGGUAGUGACGAUUGGCGAGAACUUCAGCAACAACACGGCGUGGACAAGUACAUUCUCCAAGGGACCCAGCGAUCCUUCACCCCCGGACGUCUCAACCACCAUUUCAAGUGGGAAGGUGCCACCUUCUUGGUCGAUUCGGCAUGCGGCUCGACAGCGUCUGCGGUAGGGCUGGCAUACAGGGCCUUGAUCAGCCGGGAUUGUGACACUGCCGUUGCAGGCGGGGCAAACAUCAUCGCCACGCCUUUCUGGCAGUCUGUCCUCAGCAAGGGUGGCUUCCUGUCCAAGACCGGAGGCUGCAAGACGUUCCGCAACGACGCCGAUGGUUACUGUCGGGGAGAAGCGAUCGGAGUGGUUGUGCUCAAGCGUCUGGAAGACGCUCUCCAGGACAACGAUAAUAUCAUCUCCGUCAUUCGUGGCUACGCUAGAAACCACUCGGCGGAUACCGUCUCGAUCACUCGACCCCACGUUCCGGCGCAGGAACGUGCCUACCAAGCCGUUCUCCACGCUUCUGGCCUGGAGCCAGAUGACAUUAGUUACGUGGAAAUGCACGGGACGGGAACCACUGCGGGAGACUCUGCCGAGCUCGAGUCUGUUGUCAAUGUUCUUGCUCAGAAGAACACAAGGGGAACGCCAUUGGUCGUCGGGGCCAUCAAAGCGAACCUGGGGCAUUCUGAGGCGGCAUCGGGCAUUUCCUCCUUGAUUAAAGCGUCCCUUAUGUUUCGCAAGGGAAUCGUUCCUCCUCAAGUAGGGCUUCCCGAGAAAAUGGGGAACUUUGACUGCCUUGCCCGUGGCUCCGUCCUCAUCCCUGGCGACCCAGUUUCUUUCACACGACAAAGUGUUGGAAGGACUCGGGCCAUGAUAGUGAACAACUUUGAUGCUGCGGGGGGAAAUAGUUGUUUUGUAUUGGAAGAGCCACCUAUACCUUUACCGAAAGGCUCUGACCCCCGCCCCUAUCAUGUCGUUACCAUUUCGGCACACUGCCAACGUUCACUCGAGGAGAACAAACGGCGAUUGCUCCAGUUCCUCACCGAAAACAACAACACCAGUCUCGCAGACCUGUCGUAUACAACGACGGCUCGCCGCAUGCAUCACACAUUACGCUCUGCAUAUACUGGUGAUGGUAUUCAAGACAUCAUCAACAGCCUGGCCCGUGAUCUCGGUACCAAUAACCGUGAUGAUAAGACUGGGGAGCCUCGUGUCGCGUUCGCAUUCACCGGUCAAGGGGCACACUAUGCUGGCAUGGGAGCAGAUCUGUUCAAGCUUUCGCAACCAUUCCUGGCAACCAUCACUAGUCUGCAGAAGAGCUGUGUGGCACACGGGUUUCCUCGGUUCGCACAUCUCAUCUCGGAUCCGUCUACCCCAAUGGAGAAUGUCAGCACGGCGCAGGUUCAUCUGUCCUUGAUUGCCCUGGAAAUCGCACUCGUGGACCUGUGGAAGCUCCUGGGUAUUUCCCCGGACCUCGUCAUCGGCCACAGUAUUGGUGAAUAUGCCGCGCUGUAUGCGGCGGGGGUGCUUUCAGCAACAGACGCUAUGUACCUGGUGGGAACACGGGCAAUGCUCUUGCAGGACAGCCUGGAAGAGGGUGUCCACGGAAUGUUAAGCAUCUCGGGAACACAGCAAGACAUUGCGGCCAUUGUCUCAGAUAAGAGCGUCAUGUUCAACUGCGAGGUAGCCUGCUACAACACCCCAGGCAUGGUAGUACUUGGCGGCCAACGACCACGGCUUGCAGAAAUCGAGGAACUGCUUACAGCAAGGAAGUUCAAAUGCAAGAUGCUGGAUGUUCCAUACGCCAUGCACACGAGCCAAACGGAUACCAUACUGCGAGGAAUCCGUGAGGCCGCCCGGGGCGUGCGCUUUGGCACUCCGAGAAUCAAGGUUAUCUCAACCUUGACGGGCACAGAGCAGCAACACUUUGAUGGCGACUAUCUCGCGAGACAAACAAGAGAGGCUGUCAAGUACACCCAAGCCAUAUCGCACUGUGUCUCUGAGGGUCUCGUCGAUUCGGCUACGCUGUGGCUAGAAAUUGGACCCGCUCCAGUAUGCCUGGGACUUAUCCGUUCAAACACCAACGUGGCCUCGCAUCGUGCCAUGGCUAGUUUGAAAAAAGAAGACCAGGAUUGGAAGUCUAUUUCAUCAGCUUUGGCAUGUCUCUACGUGGCUGGUAAGGCAGUCGGCUGGCGGGAGUACCACAGCGACUUCAUCGACAGCCUGUCACUCAUCUCCCUGCCAUCCUAUUCUUUCGACACCAGGAACUUUUGGAUGCCAUUUACGGCUGGCGGCAAGCACCAAGAUGUACAGCCCAUUUCCACGUGUUUGCAUCAUCUUGUGAGUCAGGACGAUGACGGCAAAGGACAAUCGGCCACGUUUACGGCCGUCGUAUCUCAGCCGUCCCUACUCCGAAUGAUUCAAGGCCACAAGCUGUCGGGGAUUACAGUGUGCCCCGCUGGGGUAUUCGCCGAAAUGGCCCUCACAGCCGCCCGUUAUGUGCUGACCAACGGGUCGAUGGAUGCCCAAUUUCCAUCGCUUUCGGUACUCGAUAUCCAGAUCGAUCAUCCCAUCACACCCCAAUCUGACUCUCAGCAAAUCAUCCAAGUAAACGUCAGCAAGCCAAGGCAGUCGAGAGACUUUGCCAUUUCCAUUCGGGAUCAAGCCAAGCCUUCUUUGAUAACCGCAACGUGUUGCAUUCGCGAGAGAGAUGAGCAGGAUUUCGACGUGACGCGACAGCAACGACUUGACGUGGUGCGGCCCAAGAUUUCCAAACUCAUGCAAGACGCUGCGGUAGGGCUCGCGAACCGAUUUCAAGGAAGGCUCUUCUACAGGCUGUUUGCGAAGCUCAUGGAUUACGCUGGGCAGUAUGAAGGUGUGCAGGAAGCCAUUGUGAGCAAUGACUUCACCGAAGCUCUGGCCACCAUUCGGCUACCAAAGGCGCAGGACUCGCAGGAGUCGUGUACACUCUCGCCGUAUUGGAUCGACGCCCUCACCCAUCUGGCGGGUUUCCUUUUGAACGGCAACCCCAUGAGCAGCGGAGAUGAUGUAUACAUCGGAACGCACAUGGAGCGUAUGGAGCUGGUGGCGAAGGACUUGUCUCCAGACGUCGUUUACCAGAGCUAUGCCUUUAUCGAGCAUACGCAAGGAUCAGACAACUACCGUGGUCAUGUCUAUAUCCUCAGCGGUGAUAGGAUCGUGGGCUUCCUGGAAGGUGCGCGCUUCCGUAAGAUGCCACGGACCACGCUGCACCGAAUCCUUGGCAAGGUGGAACCUCGCAAGGCGGCCAAGGAGAUAACUGCGGUAACUGCGGCCACUACUACUAGCCGGUCCAUUCACAGUGCUACGGCGCCACCCGUAAACGGCACCAACGGCGCCAACGGCACUAACGGCACUAACGGCACCAACGGCACUAACGGCCACAACAAGACGAUGGAGUCAGUGCUGGUAGAGCGUCUCAUUGAGGAAACGGGCAUGGAAGAGAGCGAACUCCAGCCGUCGACCUUCUUUGCCGAGAUUGGCGUCGACUCACUGAUGUGUAUCUCCAUCCUGUCCGACAUCAAGGCCGAGACCGGGUUCGAGCUAAACGCCUCGUUCCUCCUCGAGUAUCCCACGCUCGGGGACGCACAGCGGCAACUGCGCAUGCUGGAGCGGAAGAAUGGCAAUGGCGCAGACGGGGUAGCGGUCGCGGAGCCGGAGCCGAAGCCGGAGCCGAAGCCGGAGCGCAAAUGCAACGUCGUCCUCAUGCAAGGACACGCCGAGUACGAGUACGAGUCUUCCAGCAGCAGCGCGCCGCCCCCCCUGUUCCUGAUGGCGGACGGCGCCGGCUCCGCGGCGGCCUACAUCCACCUGCCAAAGCUCGGGGGGCCUGUCUACGCCGUUGAGUCGCCAUGGGUGCGCGACCCGGCUGACUUCACCUGCAGCUUCGACGAGGCCGCGGCGCUGUAUCUAGCGGCCGUGCGGGCGAGGCGGCCGCAUGGGCCAUACCUACUAGGCGGGUGGUCGGGCGGCGGCGUCUUCGCUUACGAAGUGGCACGGGCGCUGCUCGCCGCGGGCGAGCGCGUGCUGGGCCUCAUCGUUAUCGACAUCCUGGCGCCCAGCCUCCUCCCCCCCUCCAGAGUGGUGACGGAGCCGACCAUGGACAUCAUCAACCAGAUCGGCAUGCUCAGCGGCAUCGAGCGCAACUUCGCGGACAAGUCGGCGAGCCCCGAGGCCGCGCGCCUCAAGCGCCACAUGCUGAGCACCGUCACGUGCUUCAGCCGGCUGGUCCCGAUUCCCAUGCAGCCCCAUCUGCGGCCGGAGCAUACCUUCGUCAUAUGGGCCAAGAAGGACGUCCUGCCCAAGGCCGCCUACGACAAGCUGCCUCCAGGGCUGGACGCUUGGUUCUACCCGUCAUCACAUGACCUGGGUCCCAACGGCUGGGAUGCUCUAGUUGGCGACACGGUAGAAUACUGUCAAGUGGAAGGCGAUCACUUCUCCAUCAUGACGGCCCCGGAGGUCUCGGAGCUUGGCAAGGUUAUACAGGCUGCACUUGCCAAGUGCAAAGUGUAGGAGGCUACGACAUCAAUAUCCCUAGCGCCAUUCCUUGAACUAGAUUAGGUAUUCAGCUGUCAUAACGUUUACAAUGAAUGUACAGGAGCAAUGGUUUUUUUAUAAAUUUGGAGUCAAUAUAUAUGCCAUAGAUUAGUCUUAAGUCACUCGCGCUUUGCAUGCCAGGAAAUUAGAG